AGCAGUUACCUUCACAGAUUUAAUUGAAUAAAGAAAACAGGCGACAAUAAAUUACAAUUGAUCAGCAAGCACUUUAACAGCUGGACACACAAGCAGGCCAUCAGAAGGAUGGCCAAAGAAAGAAAGAUGAUGCUGUUAUUUCUGCUGUUAGCAGCUUCUGGAGGUGCUGUUAGUAGCAAAUGGACGGCCAGUGUUGUGGGGAAAAUUGACGCCCUGGUAUCUUCCUGUGUGGUUUUACCAUGUUCAUUCAGCCAUCCUAAAGAACAGCUCCCCACCUCUAGACUCAGAGGGAUAUGGCAUCGCCCAGGUCAAGGCGACCAACGCUUCUACCACCAGGACAGGACCAAGAUAUUAGAAAACUUUAGAGAUCGCACCCAGCUGUUGGGACAUUUGGGGCAGGGUAACUGCAGCUUGGAAAUCACUCAAAUCAAAGACUCCGACAACGGGCCUUUCUGUUUCCGCAUUGAACUUGCACGGACAGAAGACGACACGGACACCCCUGACAAAUUCUCCUUUGACAAGGAUUGCGUGACCUUGAAAAUGCUCUCUGAGCCUCCAAAACCCACUUUGAUUCAUGGGAGCACGGCCAUCCAAGGUCAUUCCUACAUUGUCAGCUGUUCAGUGAGUCAUACGUGCCCCACCCAUGUACCCACACUCACGUGGAACAGGGGCGCCUCUCGCGAUGUCAUGACCAUACACAAAGAAGUUCACGCCGGUUUUUGGGAGGUUCAGUCCAUCCUGACUAUUGUUCCCAAGGCCACGGACGACCAUGCUGAGGUUACUUGCACUGCCAUGUUUUAUGGACAGACAACAUCCUCGAAAACGUUCACUCUCUUUGUAAAACGCAAAGAAAGCCAUCACCACAUCAUCAUUCCUACAGUAGUGGCAGUUGGGACCACUGUGAUCUUUGGAGGCAUCUGCAUGCUGAUGGCGAAAAAAUAUAAGAGACGCAUUUCAGAACUUCAACAUCAGGACAGCCGACUGUCCAGGUUUUCCGGCAGGAGGCCAAGAGAAGAAAUUGUGGCUCUGAAUCACUUGCCCAGUAGUUCCAAAUCUGCUGCUGGACCGAAGUUCUGCAAACCUUUUGUACCAUCUCCUAAAAGCCAGCCCAAAUCCUACAAUUACAAAGAGGACCUGACUGAUGCUGACGACUAUGAAAAUACAGCAGACCUCAACGUGUAUGGGAACUGCUGAAGACUCAACAAGUCCUAAUUCGUGACCAUAGACACGCACAGUAUGUAGUACUUGCUUUGUGUCCUAUCAAUUUAAUAUAGAAGUGAUACAAAUGCUUCUGUUUUUGCAAAACAAAAAGCGAUGAGCUCAAAUAAAAGUCGCUGAUGAGAAAGGAAGCAAAUAGGAACUGAGAAUGAGGUGUUUAAAAAGUCUAUUCACAAUCAAAACAGGAAGAACAAAAUGUGACACAUUGUUGGAAUUGUAAAUAUGUCAGGGUGCUAUUUUAUUUCAAAACUAAAGUUAGGUUGAGAUGCUACCAUUAUAUCUGUCACACGUUUGUACACUUGAAAGCGGGUCCAAAGGAAGUGGCAUGUCUGGGUUUUGCUUUCUCUUUCUCCAACAGAAAGGAAAAGCAAUAGAGGCUGGGUUUUUUUUGGGUUUUUUUGUGACCCUCGGCACAUUUUAAAAAUACAGUUAAACAGGAAAACAAAAAAACCCAGCAAAAAUGGAAAAAAAGAGCAGUCAUUUUCCGAGAAUAGACAAACUAUAAGCAGAAUACAGUCAUAAUGUUAAGAGAAAAAAUAGCAUCAAAUUUGAAGAUUAAAGGAUAAAAAUGUGAUAAUUUUUUUUUUUAACAGCGCUAAUAUUAUGAGAAACAAACAAAACAAACAAAGUUGCAAUUUUAGGGAAAUUAGGCUGGGUAAAACUUUUACAAUAAUAAAGCCAUCCGUCCAUCCAUCCAUUUUCUAUGCUGAUUAUCCUCAUUAGGGUCGAGGGGGUAUGCUGGAGCCUAUCCCAGCUGACUUCGGGCGAGAGGCGGGGUACACCCUGGACUGGUCGCCAGCCAAUCGCAGGGCACAUAUAGACAAACAACCAUUCACACUCACAUUCAUACCUAUGGACAAUUUAGAGUCUCCAAUUAACCUAACAUGCAUGUUUUUGGAAUGUGGGAGGAAACCAGAGUACCCGGAGAAAACCCACGCACGCACGGGGAGAACAUGCAAACUCCACAAUAACAAGGCCAAAAUAUGAAAACAAAGGCAUAAUAUUAGAAGAAAAAAUGUGCAAGAUUUAAGCUGAAAUACUUGUGAAAAUAAAAUGAGGGAAAAAUUAGUAAAAAGUGUAAGGUAAGGUAAGAAGCUCUUUUUUUCUUUCAAUAUAAAAACAUCUUUGCAUAUUACAUGGGAUGCUUUAGAAAAUGGAAAAGUAGCCCUGCAUCCUUUCAUACAUUCAGUGUGGUGCCUACGUCGAUGUGUGUGGGGUUAAUGUAACAUCACCAAAGAGAGCAGCGUUGCGGCCACUAGGAGGAGACCAGCAGCUCUUUGUGUGUUACCACUGUUGCAGUAGUCGCCCUCACAGCAGCUGACUUGCGCUCCUAUGAGUGCUGCCAGUUGUUGCGUAUUAGAGCACAUUUGCUUGGAGGCACAACCCCUCAUGGUUCUGCUCUGGCCCUUGACGUCCACUGAGAAAGAAGGUGAGCUCAGUUGAAACGUGUGGCUUUUCCUUAAGAGUGCAGGUGAGCUUGGUAGGUCACUUACCAAUCGCUGUGACGCAGUAAUGCUCGUUGCCUUGACAGUCUAGAGAGGUGGUGCACUGCAGCCCGUUGCAACUGAAGCAUUUUUUACCAUUGGGCCUGGACUUGCUGAUAUCUGUAAAACACAAUCAACCGGUUAUCUCCAACGCAGAGAUUAUUAAACUAUUACAUUAGGCAUACAGCAGUGCAAACUCAGGGAUAUCUUGCAGAGGGGACAGACAACUUCUGAGUGAGAGCAGAGCAUGGGUUGAUGCCUUCAAAGUCAGGGUAUUUGCAGUCUAACAAAUGCUUGUUGGGCACCAACAAGGUCAACACAAGGAAAGCUUAGGGAACGCCCAGACCACCAUCUUUCAUUUCUUUCUCUACUUACAGUUAAACUUCAUUAAAAACUGAGCAA
Dunckerocampus dactyliophorus (ringed pipefish) is the source of this 3104-nucleotide messenger RNA. RefSeq names its product myelin-associated glycoprotein. Bases 109 to 1194 code for a protein of 361 amino acids. The record is from RefSeq and is a predicted model, not a curated record. The transcript is spliced from 11 exons. Lineage: Eukaryota; Metazoa; Chordata; Actinopteri; Syngnathiformes; Syngnathidae.